Molecule: messenger RNA, 1233 nt
Organism: Parnassius mnemosyne (clouded apollo)
Lineage: Eukaryota; Metazoa; Arthropoda; Insecta; Lepidoptera; Papilionidae
Source: the annotation of a GenBank genome assembly
AUGCAAGAUUUAAUGUCUGCGCUCUGUCCGGAUGACAGCCCUGAUUGCGACACGGCUUAUCACCGGCAAGUCCGUUUGCUGGCGGCAUUUGUGCCGUCUGGUGGGGCUGCGCCUCCACUCAACGUUGGGGACCUGGGAGGUAUAGUCAAGGCCUUGCCUAACACAGCACCGGGACUCGAUGGGGUAAGUGCGAGAAUCGUGAGGAAUAUAUGGAUGGCAGCACCAAGGGAACUUCACUUGGUGUAUGCUAAGUGUGUAGUAGAGGGAGUUUUUUCUAAGGUAUGGAAGGACGGAAGACUGAUUGUCAUUCCCAAGGGUAAUGACAAGCCGCUCACCGACGCCAAGGCAUACCGUCCAAUUACGCUCCUCCCUGUUUUGGGAAAAUUGCUAGAACGCGUAAUGCUGAGAUGUGCUCCUGCGAUUAGUCGUGGGAUAUCGGAAUACCAGCAUGGAUUUUCUCCGGGGCGAUCUACGGUAACAGCGCUGCGUGUCUUGCUCAGCACGGCAAAGUAUUCUCGGGCAUGCUACGUGCAGGCAAUCUUUCUUGAUAUCUCCGGCGCCUUCGACAACGCCUGGUGGCCGAUGAUGAUGGUUAAGGCGAAACGAGGUGGUUGUCCACCCAACAUUUACAAAAUGCUGGUGGAUUACUUCACCUCCAGACGUGUCGGCCUUUUCAUCGGUGACCGGGUAGAGUGGAAGACGUCGACCAUGGGAUGUCCUCAAGGCUCCGUGCUGGGCCCUACACUGUGGAACGUAUUGAUGGACGACCUACUCCGACUCCCUCUGCCUGAGGGAGUAGCAAUGACGGCCUAUGCUGAUGAUGUCACUAUUCUCAUUGAAUCACAAACCAGAGCGGGCAUCGAAUCCAGGGCCCGAGUCACUCUGGACCUUGUACGGGAGUGGGGGCUAAGGAAUCGACUGGAGUUCUCCUCAUCAAAGUCGACCACAAUGACUGUUAGAGGGAAACUUCAGCGCCCCCCCGUUAUUAGACUUGGUGGAGAAUCCAUCAAGAAUGUGACCAAUACUAAGCUGUCGACCGGGCUGAACGGACUGAACGGACCGACGGGGCGCGGGCCGCGGGCCUAUGUACAACGCGGCGACGCGGGCGCGGGGCGCGGGCGCGGGGCGCGGGCGCGGGGCGCGGGCGCGGGGCGCGGGCGCGGGGCGCGGGCGCGGGGCACGGGCGCGGGGCGCGGGCGCGGGCGCGGGGCGCGGGCGCGGGCGCGGGCAUAG